AGAGCCUUAGACCUGCCCCCUCCCCGAGCAUCCCCUCCCUCCCAAGCCAAUAAGAACGCAGAGAAGCGAGCCCACGUGCCUGGGACUGCUGUCACUCACCAACCGCGAGCUUCUGCGCUUCAGGCUGGGGUUGCUGGGUGUGCGCGCCCUUCUGGGCGGUUUAGCGGCGAGAGGAGCGGCGCAACGGUGUCUUGCAACGAUGGCGGUGGAUCUUGGCGCAUGGGGCGGCCCGCUGAGCCUCACUGAGGUGGACGAGAAGCCGGCCAAGCCUCUGCGGGUCCGCUAUGGGGGAGUGGAGAUCGACGAGCUGGGCAAAGUGCUCACUCCCACCCAGGUUAAAAAUCGCCCAACAGACAUAGAGUGGGAUGAUUGCAGUCCAGAGAAACUUUAUACCUUGGUUCUCACUGACCCUGAUGCCCCUAGCAGGAACAACCCCAAGUUCAGAGAAUGGCACCAUUUCCUGGUGACCAACAUGAAGGGCAAUGAUAUCAGCAGUGGGUGUGUCCUGUCUGACUACGUUGGCUCUGGGCCUCCCAAAGGAACAGGGCUGCAUCGCUAUGUUUGGCUGGUCUACGAGCAGCCCCAGCAGCUGAACUGCAACGAGCCCAUUCUCAGCAACCGAUCUGGCGAUCAGCGUGGCAAUUUCCAAGUGGCAGCAUUCCGCAAGAAGUAUAAGCUGCCCCCUCCCCUGGCGGGCACGUGCUACCAAGCUGAAUGGGAUGACUAUGUGCCAAAGCUCUAUGAGCAGCUCUCUGGGAAGUAGGACAGCCCCAUUUCCCCGCCCUCUUCCCCUGCCCUGUAGUGUUAAAUGAGUGGCAUGAACACCAGUAGAGGUACCCAGGCCACUCCUGGCAGUGUUGACUUGGUAAAAUGUUUUUUAACUGGCUAGUUGUUAGUGGGGACAGCAACUCCGGUCAGAUUUGUCAUACUGGCCUCACUUAGAGAGCUGUCCAUCUUGUUGCUAUUCAGAUUCACAAUGAACUCUGAAAUGUAUAUUUGGAGGAAAAAAAUUUGGCUAGACAGUUGCUUUUUUGCAAAUCUUUUGCAAAGUCUGAUGGUAGAAUCUGGUCUUUCUGUGUGCUUGAAAUGACACUGUUGUUGUCACUUUCCCUUCUAUUUAAUGAUUUGCUACUGUGACUGGGUGCUAAUGGUUCAUUCUAGCAGAGUUUACUGCCUUGUAAGCCCAUGACUUCUGUCUAUGCUUAGGAUGGCAUUGCAAACAUUCUUGUUUGGAAGGGAUUUCCUUCAAAACUGGUGGGACUUCAGGCCAACUCAUGAAUGGCCUUGGCAGUGCCUCUACUGCUGCAAAGUGCCUCUACUGCUCUCUCUCACCCAUGGCUGUCGCUGAUACCAUGCAGAUGUUGCAGUUGUCUCCACUACAGCCGGGCUGCUGCUCUUGUUAUGAGAAGUACUCAUAAUUGUUCAGCUACUCAUGUGACAUAAAUAAUCUCUGAGUUAUCAUAAAGAUGCCAGCGGAGGAGCAUUUUUUUUGGCUGCAGCCACAGAGAUCAUGUAUGAAUUGGCCUAAAGUUCCAGUAAAUAUAUUUUAGGAUUGCAUUCUGAGUUUUGAAAUCCCUGAAUUGGAUUUCUCUCUCGCUCAUGUCAUUAGGAUCUCCCAGCAGAGUCAACAUAAAUGUAGAAUGGCCUAGUCUGUGAUUUAAGAAUAAGCUGUCCCUACCUUUAAGGUGACGACCUAGUACAUUGUAAUGGGGCCACAACUGGUAAAUGCUGCUGACUUCUAAUUCUUUCUUUAGGGUGCUGUUAUCUCCUUUUCUGUAUCUCUCACCAGGAUCUCAACAUUCUUGUGGCUGGGUAGGAGUGUUCUAUGACUUCUUUUCUUCUGUCUUGUUUUGCCAGAAUUAACACACAAAGUGGGAACUGCACAGGUUAGGUAGACCUUUAAAAUACCCUGAGAGGUCUCCUGAUUUAGUACACAAACUGUCACUUGCAUGGAAAGCCCUCUGCUGGCGCUGGGGUGUGGUUUAUGCAAUU
Molecule: messenger RNA, 1992 nt
Organism: Gekko japonicus
Lineage: Eukaryota; Metazoa; Chordata; Lepidosauria; Squamata; Gekkonidae
Product: phosphatidylethanolamine-binding protein 1-like
Exons: 4
Coding region: 200-763 (187 amino acids)
Biological process (GO): negative regulation of MAPK cascade
Source: RefSeq, a predicted model, not a curated record